AUGAUACCCUUCGUCAAAUCUUCCACCCAUGCCCUCAAUAUGCACCUUGGCUCUGCAAGAAGCUGUGCUUGGUACUGCAAGGGUAAAUUGAGAGAGAUCCUAACACAGCAGGAUGGCAACUUGGAGAGGCAAGGAUUGCUGGUGGAAGAAAAUUUAGAUAACCCCUAUGGCCCUCCACAUCCAUUCCAAGAGGAAUCCAUUGAAGAUGCCGUGGAAGAUAUUGAAGAAGAUCUAUUUGCAUUCAUCCCACUCAGGCAACCUGAACAGGAGGAUCUGGAGCCAGGGGAGGCAGUGGGUCCUUCUAAUCAUCCAAAUGCCAUUUCCCUGAAUGAUAAUGAUGAUGAGCAUGUAGAAAUUCCCACCCUACAGCAGGUCAGAUAA
Molecule: messenger RNA, 381 nt
Organism: Serpula lacrymans var. lacrymans S7.9
Lineage: Eukaryota; Fungi; Basidiomycota; Agaricomycetes; Boletales; Serpulaceae
Exons: 1
Coding region: 1-381 (126 amino acids)
Source: RefSeq, a predicted model, not a curated record